This is a messenger RNA of Monoraphidium neglectum, 4410 nucleotides long. RefSeq lists its product as hypothetical. The transcript has 11 exons. NCBI's taxonomy places the organism in Eukaryota, Viridiplantae, Chlorophyta, Chlorophyceae, Sphaeropleales, Selenastraceae. The record is from RefSeq and is a predicted model, not a curated record. Bases 1 to 4410 code for a protein of 1469 amino acids.
AUGCUCAGCACGCCGGUGCUUACCAGCAUCAACGGCCGCUUCUACUCCGACGCCUCCGUGCCCGGCCUGGUGUCCUUUGCGCCCGGCUGCGUGGACAGCCUGGCGCGGGCCAGCAUCAAGUACUGGAGCGUGGCGCCCACCUCCCCAGGCGCCAACGUCACUGUCGCGCCAAUCUCCACGCUGGUGGAGCCGUACCGCCGCCUGCGGUGUAACGCGGGGCCGGAGGGCUGCAGGGCACUGGGCGACGACAGCGCGUUUGACGACGUGUUUGAGUUGUUUGGCUUCCCGGCACAGGACGGCGUGAGCUUCAGGAGCUGGCAGGGCAUUGUCAUGGGCACGCGCUUCGGAGUUUCAAUUUAUGUGCUCAACCAGCGCAUCGCAUCGGUCCUCACCGCCGCGUCUGAGGUUGCCAACACAUUGUGUGAGGGCUUUGCGACCUCGGAUAAUCUGCACGUGCAGCUGUCUGCCCAGGCCGCGCUGCUGGACGUGGUGCGAGCCAAGGCGACCCCUGCGGCCCGCCUCGAGGCGCUGUCCAGCCCUGACGACAUCGCGGCCGUAAUCUCCCGCACCCUGGACAACCUGCGCGCCCCCGAGGCUGGGCUGACCUGCCGGGCGCUGGACGCGCAGGACCGCGCGGCGCUGCUGCCCGUGAUUGCAAAGGGCCCUGCGUUUAUUAAUGCGGCCCUGGCCCUGCUGCCCAGCAACACCACCGCCAAGGACGCCGUCAAGAUAAGCGCCAAGGGCAAGGCGGACAAGUCCACGUGCGCGUUCCGCGGCCUGGAGGUCACCGCCGCCGCCGCCUCACUCGCGUCUGUCGCAUUCAGCGACGUCUCCAACGCGGUCCAGGGCGUGCUGGCCGAUUACCUCAACACGGGCAGCUUCUCGGAGAAGGCCGUCGUGCUCAAGGGCGUCACCACCACCAUCGACCGUGAGUUUGGCACCGCCAAGAAGCUGAGCCACAAGGCCGACGACAAGAGCAUCCGCGCCAAGAAGGCGGUCGGGGACCUGAAGGAGGCCGGCCUCGAGGUCGUCGCGUGCGCGGCGGGCGGCGCCGGGCUGCUGGGGCUGCUGGGCCUCCUGGGUCUCCUUGGCCUCAUCGGCAUCGUGCCGGCGGGCGUCGUGUCGGCGGGCAUCCUGGCCGCGCUGCCGCCCGGCAUCGUGUUUGUGGUGCCGGGCCUGGCGCUCAUCCCCUUUGGCACCGUGCUGUCCGACGAGCUGAUCAACCUCGUGUUCCCCAACGGCGGCACCAAGUACAACUUCCCCGGCUCCUGCACCCUGGGCCUCCCGCCAGCCCCCAAGAACCUGACCGGCACGCUGCCCGACUACGUCAUCAACAUGCUGCCCCCCAAGAUCUGCCUGCCCCCGGGGGCGCUCUGGUACGUUGGGGAGCUGCCCUACUUCAUCAACGCCCCCGAGUUCAACUGGCCCAACAAGACCGUCAUCAUCCCGCCGUCCACCAUCAUCCUGCCGCCCGGCGAUUACGAGAGCCCCGCCAUCGGCAGCAAUGACACCGUCUGGUACCCGACCAACGACACGGCGGUGCCCGACGACAGCGGCCCAGUUGCGGUGGUCGACCCCGGCUCGGACGGCGGCGGGACCGUUGUCGUACAGCAGCCGGUGGAGGGCGACUCGGAGCCCGCGGCCCCGGCGCCCGCGCCGCCGGCAGAGGAGCCGCAGGCAGCACCAGAGUCGCCGCCCCCGGCUGUGGUGGCACCGGCGGCGGGCGGACGUCGCGGCGAGAGCAGCCCUGGCGGCCAUGGCGGUAGCCCGUACCUGCUGGAGGGCCCUCCACCUGGCUCCUGCCCGGGCACGACCCUGGACGCCAUCCCUCCGCUGGCCGCGGCUCCUGGCGCACCCCUGCCCACCAUCCGCCAGCUGUUUGGCUCAAUCCAUGGCAUCGGCUACGUUGGCUUCUGCGCGGGUGACUACUACUACCUGCGCCGCAUGGACCCAGCCGACAAGGACGUGGCCGGGCAGCUGCUCAACAAAGACCGCACGUUUGGCACACCCUACAAGGACUUCAUCACUGGCCCCUCCCAGUUCUCCACAUAUGGAUACUUUGGCGUGGACCAGGUCACGGGCGAGGGUUACUCACUCGCGUCCAAUGCCUGGGCGGACUCCCCCGAGCAGCCGACAGGCAACCACUGCAUCGACACCUGGACCACUGCGCCCAUCAGCGUCCCCGUCUCGGGCCUCACGCCGUACCCCGCCGACAGCAGGGGCCAGCCUGACUGGGCAGCGCAGGUCGUCAUCACACCCGUGGCAAUGCUCACGCUGGGCGACACGUCCUCAGCAAGCGUGCCCCAGAAGUACGACGCCGCGUAUGCCAGCGUAAACGUCAAAGCGAACGGUGGCGCAUAUGGCGCGGGCAUGGUCAACUCUGACCCGCUGCUGAUGCUGCAGACUGGCGACCCCGUCAAGAUUGGCGUAGCGGUUGGUUCGCUGGUGGCCAGCGCCAAGGUGCUCGACACGCUGUCGCUGGCGCGUGCGCUGUACGAGUGCCGUGAGGGCGCCGGCGCACGGCUCAGCAACGAGCUGUUCAACCAGUGGGCUCAAGCCCUGAUCAAGCCUGAUCUGUGGCACUCUGCCUCCAAGAUGACCGCCGCCUUGAGGGACUUGUGCCUCUCGGGCUGCGCCACUGAGGCCGUGCCUGCGCUCAUUGCCAUCCACAAGUACCUGGGGAACAUUGCGAACAAGUACAAUGGUCUGUCUGUUGGCAGCGAGGUGCCCAUCACGCUGCACUCUGACCUGGUGCGCCUCACCAAGCUGGCCAAGAUCGGCCAGACCAACCUGCUGGACGCCACCAAGCAGUGCUGCAGGGGGCAGGGUGCCUCCAACCCCUUCCUGCCCUUCACCACCUCCCUGGAGGAGCUCAUCAACGGCGCGGCGGUCAACGUCAGCGCCAUCGCCGAGGCACUGGUCGUCAACACGCGGCUGGCAGCCGCAGGGCUGCCUGUCAGCAAGCUGGCGGGGCGGGUCCUGGACAAUGGUGGCGUCAAGGAUUGCAAGGGCAAGUACGAGGCCAUCCUGACGGGCGACAAGCUGGACCUCACCACCGACUCGCUGGGCGCCUUUGAGGUGGCCAACCCCCAGCUGGGCCUCUACCGCUUCAGCAACGCCCUGCCGGGCAGCUCCUGCAAGGAUGCCAUCACGGGCGCGACCGUGCGGUUCCCCUUCACCAUCUACGUGCCGCCCGUCACCAGCACCGCGGUCAACCCCCUGGCGCUGCUGACUGUGCCCAUUGCGGAGGACCCCACAGUCACCCGCCUGUACAACGGCCGCCCCACAGACGGCCGCGCGCCGCACUACCUUUGGACCCACGCUUACAAGCUCUUCGGCUACGACGCCACACAGCUCGGGGUGGACUUCCUCACAUAUGUCGGCGACAACCUGACCCUGGGAAAGCCGAUUGCUGCGGCGCUCAUGGGAACCAGCAGCGAGGUCAUGGCCGUCUACUCCUCUUCCCUUGAGAUGUUUGAGCCGCUGCUGGGCAGCCAGGCCUCGCUCGACGACAUCGCGGCCUCCGUGGUCAAGGCCACCUAUUCCAGGGUCAACGCCAGCUGGGCGCAGACUGGGGACGGCAGCGCUGCGCUGAGCGAUGCUGAGGUGCUGUCGGGCCUCUACACUGACGGCUACUCCGCCGCGCUGCCCAAUGCGCGCCGCCGCAUGAUGCGGCGCCUGCACAACAGCGCGACCCAGCGCACCGCCGCCGAGCUCAAGCCACUGUUUGAUGCCGUUGCGAGGGUCAUCGCGGGCACCAACGCCCAGCUGCAGAAGAUUGUCGCCGCCGCCAAGGCCGCCCACAGGGAGGGCCGCGAGUUUGACGCGAUCAACGCGCUGGUGCGCAUCACGGCCAUCAGCGCGGUGCAGCAGAUCGACCUGGCCGCCUCCAUCAGCGCCCUGGCGGCCAGGGUGGCAGCAGACCCCAACAUUGACAUCGCCGCAGCAGCUGCCGAGCUGGAGAGGGAGUACUCUGGUGCGGCCCUCGAUCGGCGCAUCGACUCAAAGACCACCGGCAUUCCCGAGAUUGUGAAGCAGAUCACGGAGCAGCAGGCAGACCUGGGCAAGGCGCCCCUGGCUACUGAGAGCCCUGGCCGCCCCGCCGCCGCCAAGAGCACCGCCGGCGUCAUCGCUGGCGCCGUCAUCGGCGGCGUUGUCGGGCUGGCACUUGUGGCGCUGGCGCUGUUGGUGCUGAGGCGCCGCCGGCGCGCGGCGCAGCAGGGCCUCCUGUCGUUGGACGACGCCGACGCAAGCUACGACGAGGGCGACCGCCGCAGCGGCCAUCACACCGGCCCCGUCGGCGAGGCCACAGAGGACCAGCCACGCACGCCGAGGUCCGGCGCUGCGCUGCAGCGGCACGCGUCGGCGGAUGUUGUCGGCAAUGGCGCCCUUUCUAGGGGUCGCAAGUGA